AUGGGAACCGGCAAGAAGGAGGCGAACCGAAAGGUUCGCCAGGGCAAGACCGGCGAUGGCAUGGGCAAUGUCAAGACCAAGGGCGAAAAUUUCUAUCGCUCUGCCAAGAGAGUGCGCCAAUUGAAUAUCCUCAAGGAUGGAAAGGCCCAGCGCAAUGCCGACGGUGAGAUCACCAAGGCCGCGUCGUUCCAGAGCCGCGAAGUUCCCAACGCCCGGAUCGAGCCCAACCGCAAGUGGUUCAACAACACUCGCGUCAUCUCCCAAGAGAGCUUGACAGCGUUUCGCAGUGCCAUGGCGGAGAAGGCUGCCGACCCGUACUCGGUCCUCCUGAAGAGCAACAAGCUUCCCAUGUCUCUCAUCAAGGAAGGCGAGACCAACGGCCUCAAGAAGCACCAGGCCAAGAUGACGAUUGAGACAUCCUCUUUCGGCAGCACCUUCGGCCCCAAGGCGCAGAGGAAGCGUGUCAAGAUCAGCUCGGGCACCAUCACGGACUUGAUGGACGACGCGGACAAGAGCUUGGACACCUACAACGAGCGCCUCGAGCAGGCCAAGCUGCUCAGUGGAAACUCGGGACCUUCGGCGGACGGCGAGGACGAGGGUCACGUUACCAUGUCGAUCGAGCCCAUCUUCAACAAGGGACAGAGCAAGCGUAUCUGGAACGAGUUGUACCGCGUGUUGGAUUCUUCCGAUGUUGUCAUCCACGUCCUCGACGCUCGCGACCCUCUGGGCACGCGCUGCAAGAGUGUUGAGAAAUACCUCUCAGAGGAGGCUCCUCACAAGCACCUCAUCUUCGUCUUGAACAAGACCGAUUUGGUGCCCACCAGCGUAGCUGCUCGUUGGGUGCGAUAUUUCUCCAAGGUCAGGCCAACGCUCGCCAUGCACUCUAGCAUUACCAACCCCUUCGGCAAGGGAAGUUUGAUUGAGCUGCUCAGACAGUACGCCAAGCUCCACAGCGAGCGCAAGCAGAUCUCUGUCGGACUCAUCGGCUACCCCAACGUCGGCAAGAGCAGUAUUGUCAACACCUUGAGGAAGAAGAAGGUCGCCAACGUUGCGCCAAUUCCUGGCGAGACCAAGGUCUGGCAAUACAUCACUCUCACCAAGAAGAUCUACCUCAUUGACUGCCCUGGUAUCGUCCCGCCUUCUCAGACGGACACGCCUCAGGACCUGCUUCUGCGUGGUGUUGUGCGUGUCGAGAACGUCGAGCACCCUGAACAAUAUAUCCCUGCCGUACUCGCCAAGGUGAAGCCUCACCACAUGGAGAGGACUUACGAACUCAAGGGCUGGAAGAACCACACAGAGUUCCUCGAGAUGAUUGCCCGAAAGAGCGGUCGUCUCCUCCGCAAGGGAGAGCCUGACGUGGAUGGUGUCGCCAAGAUGAUCCUCAACGAUUUCAUGCGCGGCAAGAUUCCCUGGUUCACUCCUGCGCCGGUGGAUGAGGAUGCCGAGGCGGGUGAGGCCGUGGAGGGUCGCGGUGGUAGACUCGGAGAGAUGCCCCUGAAGCGAAAGCGGGAUGACGCUGAGAAUGCUGAGAGCAUGCCUGAUACCUCAAUGGGACCUUCCACAGUCGCUGGUGACAGCGAUGAUGAGGAAGAGGAGGAGGACGAUGAUGAGUUUGAGGGUUUCGGAUCCGAAGACGGUAAGGCCGAGGGCGACAAGUCCUUGGCCGAGGCGUCUGAAGACGCCGAUGAAGCCUCGGACGAUAUGAUCCCGCUGGACGCUGACUCUGAUGACGACUCCGCAAGUGACAGUGAGGGUGGUGACGGCGCUGCCUCGGAGACAAGCUACAAUACCUCGGUCCGUGCGAUCUCGGAUCGCGCCAGUACUAGGAGUACUAGGAGCAGCACUGCCGCCAAGAGGAGAAAGACAUGA
Molecule: messenger RNA, 1869 nt
Organism: Colletotrichum siamense
Lineage: Eukaryota; Fungi; Ascomycota; Sordariomycetes; Glomerellales; Glomerellaceae
Gene: nog-2
Product: Nucleolar GTP-binding protein 2
Exons: 4
Coding region: 1-1869 (622 amino acids)
Cellular component (GO): nucleolus
Molecular function (GO): GTP binding
Source: RefSeq, a predicted model, not a curated record